GGCUUCCCCUCCCGGCUGCGGCUAUAUAAAGUCCUCCUGCAUCCUGCUCCCUGCCCGCGACGUGCCACCAUGAAGGCUGUCCUUGCGCUACUGGCCAUUGCCUUGGCCCUGCAGCCAGGGGCUGCUCUGCAGUGCUACUCCUGCACCGCCCAGGUGAGCAACCGGGACUGCCAGAACGUGGAGAACUGCAGCCAGACAGACACCUACUGCUGGACGUCGCGUGUCCGUGCCAUCGGAGUCCUGAAGCUCAUCAGCAAGGGCUGCACCUCUGAGUGUGUGGAUGACGCAGACAACUACUACGUGGGCAAGAAAAACAUCACCUGCUGCUCCACCGACCUGUGCAAUGUCAGCAGGGCCUAUGGCCUGCAGCCGGCCACCACCCUAGGGCUGCUCACUGUACUCAUUGGCCUGCUACUGUGGGGCUCUGGGCAGUUGUAGGCUCCAGGAACCGUGGGCCCCUAGUUCUGGCCUUCCUGGCUCAGGUCCUGAACACACUUCACACAGCUCUGCCCUGACCUGCCCCUCGGGGGACCCCCUCCAGGACUCCACUCAGUGUCCACCCAUCCUAGAGACAGGAACAGUCUGCAGCUUCCCAGUGCCCCAAUGGGCCCUUCAUCUCUGGUCAGGUGUCUCCUUCCUCAGGAUGCCUUUCUCCCCACCCUCUCCAGGAGCUGGAGCCAAGUCUGUGUGGGAUGGUUGAGAAGAAAGAGGUUGGGCAGCAGUGGAGGCUGGGUGUGAGGUCCUGGAAGAGACCUGGGGGACAGCAGCCCCAACACAGUGGCCUUAAUAAACACCUCUUGGGUAAGUGGGA
Molecule: messenger RNA, 811 nt
Organism: Octodon degus (degu)
Lineage: Eukaryota; Metazoa; Chordata; Mammalia; Rodentia; Octodontidae
Gene: Psca
Product: prostate stem cell antigen
Exons: 3
Coding region: 70-438 (122 amino acids)
Source: RefSeq, a predicted model, not a curated record